CUUCGCCCGCGCGGUGCAUUGUGGGAGUGGCGCCAAGAUGGCGGCGGCCGCCGCCGCUGCUGCUACUGCCGCCCUGAGCUGGAGGCGGGUCCCUUCCUCCACCGGGCCGGUGCCCCGCUCCCGCCACGGGCACCGCGCCGUAGCCAUCCGCGAGCUGGUGAUCAUCUUCGGGGGCGGCAACGAGGGCAUCGCCGACGAGCUGCACGUCUACAACACGGCUACAAAUCAGUGGUUUCUUCCUGCUGUUAGAGGAGAUAUUCCUCCAGGCUGUGCAGCCCAUGGAUUUGUCUGUGAUGGUACCAGAAUAUUAGUGUUUGGCGGAAUGGUUGAAUAUGGAAGAUACAGUAAUGAUUUAUAUGAAUUACAGGCAAGUCGAUGGCUGUGGAAAAAAGUAAAACCUCAGCCUCCAUCUAUUGGUUCACUACCUUGUCCUCGACUUGGCCAUAGCUUUUCUUUAUAUGGUAACAAGUGUUAUUUAUUUGGUGGCCUGGCAAAUGAAAGUGAAGAUUCAAACAAUAACAUUCCCAGAUAUUUAAAUGAUUUCUAUGAACUGGAGCUGCAACAUGGUUCUGGAGUCGUAGGCUGGAGCAUUCCAAUGACCAAAGGGAUCUUGCCUUCUCCUCGAGAAUCCCACACAGCCAUUGUGUAUUGCAGAAAAGAUUUGGGAAAUCCAAAGAUGUAUAUUUUUGGAGGGAUGUGUGGCUGUCGACUUAAUGACCUUUGGGAGCUUGACAUAGAAACAAUGACCUGGUCAAGACCAGAAACUAAGGGGACGGUGCCACUUCCUCGCAGUCUCCAUACAGCCAAUGUAAUAGGAAACAAAAUGUAUGUUUUUGGUGGAUGGGUUCCACAGACAGUGGAGGAUGAGAUUUCUGCUCGUGAUGGUGAAUGGAAGUGUACCAGUUCAUUUUCUUAUCUAAAUUUGGAUACCACAGAAUGGAUAAGUCUAAUCUCAGAUUGUCAGGAAGACAAAAAGAACUUGUUACCUGGGCCAAGAGCUGGACACUGUGCUGUGGCCGUCGGUACUCGUCUGUACAUCUGGAGUGGUAGAGAUGGUUACAGAAAAGCUUGGAACAAUCAAGUUUGCUGCAAGGAUCUUUGGUAUUUAGAUACAGAGAAACCGCCAGCACCAUCACAGGUACAGCUGAUCAGAGCUACAACUAAUUCUUUUCAAGUAAAAUGGGAUGAAGUUCCUACAGUUGAAGGAUAUCUUCUUCAGUUAAAUGCUGACUCCCCAGCACCUACAGUGACUGGUGGAAUUGUGGUUCCUGAGACUGCUCUGCUGAAUUCACAAGGAAUCAAGCUGGAUCUUCACAGCCAAACAAAUCACAUGGUUCCUAAUAAUGUACAAGUUGCAUCUAAUUCAUUACUAAAACUAGAAGCUAAAGAAAAUAUUACUGAACCUGAAAACAUUGCUACGCAAGAAGCUACAAAGAAAAACCAUCUAGAUUCUAGAGGAUUCAAAGAGUCAAAUGCCCCCUCACUUUUGCCAGCGUGCACUUUAGGUCCUCAGACUUCAGCAAAUGUAGCUGAAUUACAUGACUUGGACAUACGAACUGUAAAUCCUGAUGCUUCUGUAUCCAGUACUGUCUCCAGCACACAAACUAUGGUAACCCAGCAGGCUGUUAAAACUGAGUCAUCAAGUACAAAUGGGGCAGUUGUUAAAGAUGAAACUUCACUAACAACAUUCAGUUCAAAAUCUGAAGUUGCUGAAACUACUUUUAUAAUGCCUUCAGCCAAGGUCAGGACUGGUCACACAAAUAACUCGACUGUGCACUUAUCUAAAACUACUCCACUAAGGCAGAUGGCAACAGUGAAAACAAGAGAACGACAGUGGUACGAUGUGGGAAUUUUUAAAAGCAACACUGCUUUGGUGAGCCAGUACUAUUUGUUGCCAGAAGAAAAAUCAAGCAUCUCCAACAAGGUGGAAAAUGCAGAUGUCCCAGACUACAGUUUACUUAAGAAACAGGAUCUCUUUCCAGGCACUGUGUACAGGUUCAGGGUUGCUGCAAUCAAUGGCUGUGGUGUCGGCCCUUUCAGUAAAGUCAGUGAAUUUAAAACCUGCAUUCCGGGUUUUCCUGGGGCACCUUCAAUGGUCAGAAUCACCAAGAGUGUAGACUGUAUUCAUCUUUCAUGGGAGCCACCUGUUUCACCUUCUGGAAAUAUCUUGGAAUAUUCGGCCUACUUAGCUAUUCGUACCACACAAGUACACGAAAACCCAAAUCAGCUUGUAUUUAUGAAAAUAUACUGUGGUCUUAAAACAUCAUGUAUAGUGACUGCUGCACAGCUUUCAAAUGCCCAUGUUGAUUACACCUCCAGACCUGCUAUAGUGUUCAGGAUUUCUGCAAAGAAUGACAGAGGAUAUGGACCUGCCACACAAGUUCGAUGGCUUCAAGAAAUGAAAACAUCAAGUUCAAAAUAGAAGCACCAUAAUAUAAUUCAAGUUAUGAAUGUAGUGUUUAACAUUUGUAAUAUUUUGUAAAUGCUCCAAAUAUUUUAUUUUUGCAUUGUUUAUCUUAAAUUUAUAUAAACACUUUUUUUUACAUUUUGAACAUCAGCAUUAUGCAGCCUUGCUCAGGUUGAACUACCAUAUAUGGAAAUUCUUAUAGUGAAGAUAAAUAAUUAGAUACUAUCUUCUAUCAACAACCAUUCUGAUAAUUAAAGUUUUAACUAUCACUGUCUUUUAAAUCUGAAAUUGACACUUGAAGCAGAAUUUAAAUUUGUUACAAUUGCAGGUGCACAAGAUUAUCCGCCACUUGUGCCAGUUUUCAAAGAUUUCGUAGAGAUUGCCCGUGCUGAAAUGUCAUUGCACAGAUAACUUUGUAAAGCCUCAUGAUCUCUGUUCAGUUGAAGUUCUUAAACCACAUUCAUCACUGUGGUAUCUGAGUGCAAGGCAAACAUUUCCUUUUAUUAUGGUAUCUUAAAAUGUAUAGAAUAUUUUAAUAUAUAUACUUUUUGUAAAGAAAUGAUUUUUCUACUAUUUGUAACAAAUAUUUUAAUCUUUAAAGGCAUUCCCUGAAGAUAUGCAAAUACUAGGAAACUUAGUCACUUCUGUUAUGAAAAAUAUAAAUGUAAUGUAAAUGCACUACUAUUAGUUGGGAUUAUCCUUUUGAAGUUGUACAAAUCUUAAAUCUGUAAAUAUUCUUAAUGUUUACAAAGAGACCUCUCUGGUCUACUAUUAAACCCUUCAUGAGGAUUCAUCCAUUUUUUUUAAACCCAUAUGCUUUGCUUCCAGCAUAUGCUUGCUUUUUGCACUAAUAAGAAUUUAAUGUACCUCAUUCUUAUGUUUGUAAUCGCUUGUGUUGCUUCCAUAACAUUUCUGUAAUAUUUUAGUCUAAAAAUUUAACCAAAGUUAAAAUACAUGGUAAGCAGUUUUGCACAUAUUGUAUGCUAAUUCUUAUGACCUGUUUAUUCCAGUUAGUCUUUAUAACUGCUUCAUUGGUAGAAUUUACAGGUAAAGCAAUCAGUUCAAUACUCCCAUUUACCUAUCAGUCAUUUUUCAUUAAUUAGAUAGCUAUUUAGCUUAAAAAGCACUGCUGUUAGGAAUAGGUUGAUCCAUUCCUGUGCUAAAGAAAAUGUUUGUUCACAGUAAUAGAACAAAUAUAAACAUUUUAAUGCUAUUUAUUUUUUUAAAAUCAUUUGUUUACCAAAGUGUAGAGUAAAAUGGCUGAAUUGUGUGAGGCCACUAGGUGAAUAGAUUUUGAGGCAUCUAAUAAGAAUUUUUAUAAAAUGAGUUACUGCACAUGUGCAAUGAAGUUUAUACUUUGCACUUUAAAUUUUUCCCUCGAUGCCAAAAGAAUAUACAUCAAGGUGGAAUUACUUGCCUUUUCCCCUUAUAUUUGUGUUAAGAACAUGCACUGUAAAUAUGUAAUCUUAAAAAUUAAGAAUAGACUUGCCUGUUUGCUUUGUUUUGGUUUUUAAUGGGGGGGCAUAGAUAUUUGGUAAAAGAUUCUCAAGAAAAGAUUGGCUAACCCAAAUAUGCUGAAGUAAAUUUUUAUGGCCAAACUUUAGACUUCUAAAGUCAGGGUUUAUAAUGUAAGUGCUGAUACAGCCUUAACACAGCCACAAUCUGUGAUGCCAUGUAAAAGCACUGGGGACUUUACAAAUCUUCAUUGUAGAAUUGAUUGUGACAUGAGUGUAGUAUAAAUAGUUCUACUCAUAACAAUAGAAAACCUGACAAGAAAAAAAGUGUGUAUAUAGUGUUGAUUUCAACAGAUUCAUUUGAAACUGAGUAUUCACAUCAUGAAUUUUUAUAUAGGGUUUUUUCCUGCAGAGAAAGUUUUAAAUGGGCUUAAAAACAUUAGUAUAAUGGUCUACAUCAUCAGUUAUGACCUUGACACUACCCAGUAACUAAAAUCUCCACUUACAUGCAGGCUGUAACUAGAAAAGUAUAACUUUGCUUUUCUUAUUAGUACUGUAAAAGAUGCCUUUAGAAAACAUUUUAUGGCUUUUGUUGGUUGGUAGCUGUGAUUGUAGUGAUAUUAUUUAAGAAUAAAAUCUGUUGGGUACGUCCAUGGAUGGAGUUUUUGCACUUGGUUUCAUAUACUUUGCACAUUUUAUUUUUUAAAGAGUGUGUCACGAUGACCAAAGGUAAAACUGUGGUGUUUUCAAUCAAAAUAUGAUUUCUGUGUAAGUGUACUUACAGCUGGCUUUAUGUAAGUUUUCACUCUCUUCCGUUAUCCCAGUUGGGUAAUGUUUGAAUAGUGAACAUAUGCAAAUCUCCUGUUCCAUGCUUUGCAGUUUUACUUUAAAAUUAAAUUACGUUAUACACUGUGAAAAUGCACAUUGAGGUCUGCUUCUCAGAACUGUACUUGCAAAAUGUCUAAAUCCCACCUAAGUUUCAUCUUAGAGAAACAUUUUAUAUGUUUAUAAACUAGAUAUUGGACAAAUAUACUGAGAUGUCUGUUCCAGUUUUUAAAUUUAUUUGAAAUACAAUUGAAAUUAGCUGUUUGAGAAACUGCAUCAGAAGUCCUCAUUAUUUCAUAUUUGUCAUUGUUAAAAUUCAUGUAAACAAAACACCCACAUUGAUCAGAAUACAAUAUCAGUUUUGUAGAAAUUUCAAGGGGUUUGAUAGACUUUUCAUGAAAGUUCUGACUAUAUAAGUAGAAAAGUUCUUUUUUUUUUAUGGUAGCUGUGGCAGAUAUUGCAACAACUUAAGAAUGUUUUUGUGAAAUUUGAAAUAAAAUGAACGAGAACCAACAUUUGGUGUUUAAAGUAAUUUUAGCAAUAUCUUCUAAUAUAGUUGGAAGUAGAGCACAUGAUGACCAAGCCAGAAACUUUGGAGAUAUAGUUAACGAUACUAUUGUUAACAGGUAUUUCAGGGUGGUUGAUUUGAGGUGGUUAUAGUUUUAUGGCCUGUUACUUCAGUGAUCUCUACAAAGAAAAUUGACGUUUUGUACAAUGAAAAAAAAUUGAAUAUAUCUUAUUUCAAAGCAUUGUUUAUUCUUUGUAAUAAAGUGGU
Molecule: messenger RNA, 5461 nt
Organism: Mauremys reevesii (Reeves's turtle)
Lineage: Eukaryota; Metazoa; Chordata; Testudines; Geoemydidae
Gene: HCFC2
Product: host cell factor C2
Exons: 16
Coding region: 38-2422 (794 amino acids)
Biological process (GO): chromatin remodeling; regulation of DNA-templated transcription
Cellular component (GO): histone methyltransferase complex
Molecular function (GO): transcription coactivator activity; protein binding
Source: RefSeq, a predicted model, not a curated record